AAUGUAACCUGGUUUGAAGCAAUUAUUCUUAAGAACUAAUGGCCUUAUCUCAAUAAAGCCAAAAAUCAGAAUUACUGAUAAUUACACACUCUCUCUUGUAUAUUCACCUGGAGUAGGAUACAUUUGUCAAGUCAUUCAAAAGAAUCCAGAUCUAUUAUAUGAUCUUACCAUUACAGGCAAUUCAGUUGCUCUUCUAUCAGAUGGAUCAAGUAUAUGCUUUCACCAUAUAUUAGGAUCUUAAAUCAAGAAGCCUAGUUGGAUGAUUCCUAAUCUUGAAGCCAUCAGUGCCCUAUACAAAGCCUUUUAUGAUAUAGAUGCUUACCCUGUUAUUUUAGAUAAGGAAAUCAUGAAUGGGUCAGAUGAUUAUUUGCUCAUCCUAGAUAAUCUAUCUACAACAUAUAAAGUAUUAUCCUUUUUCUAUUUUUAGACAAUAGUAUUAGUGGAUAUUGAAGAAAAGUUAACUCAAGAAAUUUUGUAGAAAUUGGAAAAUGCUAAAUUAGAUUGUACUGUUGUUAUAAGCAACACUCAUUCUUUAGUUGAAUAAUUAAAAGAUGCUGCUCUUAUUAAGAGUGUUCUUGAUUCUCGUUCUAUUUUGAAACCAACUCAAAUCGAACAAAUUAGACUCAAACUAAAAGACCUAGAUUUCACAUAGUUACCUAGCUACUUAACAGUUACUCUAAGUUCUGCCUAUGCAGUUAGUUUGAAUGAGAUUCAUAAAAAUGGAUUAUUUCAUCAUACUGUAAAAAAUAUAACUCCUUCCUAAUUUGUAUCUAAAUUAAAUGAUUUGUAUUUGUAUGGUGAAAUUGCAUACUACAAUAGAUGGACACCAAAAUAAUUCUUAUAAAAUAAUGAUAUUAAUUAAAAUUCACUGGAAUUACAUAAAAGAUAUAAUGGUGUAAUUACUAUUGCUUUAAAAUUUAAUCCAAGAUCUUUAGAAGAUUUAUAUAGAAUCUAUGAACUCUCUUAUAGAAAUAAUGACAUUUUAGAAAUUCAAAAAUUAUUUGAAGCUGAUCCCAAGAAAAUUCGUGAAGUGACAAUAAAAAAGAAUUAUGCUGCUAUUGUAACAAAUGGAACUGCUAUUCUUGGACUUGGUAACAUUGGACCUUCUGCAGGAUCACCAGUAAUGGAAGGAAAAUCAGUAUUAUUUAAUGCUUUAGGUGGUAUAGAUUUGAUGCCAAUCUGUUUCAAAGAAAGAGACCCUCAUAAAUUAGUAUAAUUAAUAAGAUUGUAAUAAAUAUUAUAUAUAUAUUUAGCAUUGCACCAAUAUUUUCAGCAAUUAAUUUAGAAGAUCUAAGAGCUCCUGAUUGUUUCCCCAUAGAAGAAGAAGCUAUCCAUAGCAUUCAUAUUCCUUUGAUGCAUGAUGAUUAGCAUGGUACUGCUGUUGUCAGUUUAGCUGCACUCAUCAAUUACUUGAAAUUAACCAAAAAAAAUGUAAAAGAUUUGAAAUUAGUCAUUAAUGGAGCAGGGUAUUAUAUAAAAUUAUUUUCUUAGUGCUGCAGGUGUUGCAAUUUGUAAGUUACUUCAUGGUCAUGGUGUAGAGGAUAUUUUAAUUUGUGAUACUGAAGGAGUCAUAUAUGAAGGAAGACCAAAAAAUAUGAAUUCUUUUAAAAAUGAUCUAGCUAAAUUUACAAAUAAAAAUAAAAUAGCUGGUAAACUUGAAGAUGCAGUCAAAGGAAGAGAUUUAUUUGUCGGUGUCUCUAGUGCUGUAUAUCUUAUUAUUGAGAUUUAACUUAGGGAGCAUUAACAUAAGAUAUGGUACGAACAAUGAAUAAGGAUCCAUUUAUUCUAGCAUUAGCAAAUCCUAUUCCAGAAAUAAUGCCAGAUGAAGCUAUUAAAGCAGGAGCAUUUAUUGUUGCUACUGGAAGAUCUGAUUUUAAUAAUUAAGUUAAUAACUCAUUGGCUUUUCCAGGAAUUUUUAGAGGAGCUAUUGAUACAAAAGCCAAAGAGAUCAAUUUAUAAAUGAAGGUAUCUUAUAUUAAUUUAUAUUAAAGAUUGCAGCAGCAUAUGCUAUAGCUAAUAGUAUCAAAGAAAAUGAAUUAUCACCAAUCAGAAUUUUACCUGGAGCUUUAACUGCUGAGAUUCCAGCAAAUGUUGCUAGAGCAGUUGCAAUUGCAGCUAUGGAAAGUGGUGUUGCACAAGUCAAAGUAGAUCCAGAAGAGGUUUUUGAUAAUACAAGAAAAUUAAUUAUGGAAGGUAGUAUACCAACCUUAUGA
Paramecium pentaurelia is the source of this 2213-nucleotide messenger RNA. Lineage: Eukaryota; Ciliophora; Oligohymenophorea; Peniculida; Parameciidae. The record is from the annotation of a GenBank genome assembly.